Molecule: messenger RNA, 1716 nt
Organism: Lachancea nothofagi CBS 11611
Lineage: Eukaryota; Fungi; Ascomycota; Saccharomycetes; Saccharomycetales; Saccharomycetaceae
Source: the annotation of a GenBank genome assembly
AUGUCUUUGAAGCUUCCUCAGAAUCCAAAUGCGGGUCUUUUCAAACAGGGUUAUAAUUCUUAUCUGAAUGCCGAUGGCCAGAUUAACAAGUCCAUCGCGGCAAUCAAGGAGAUUCACCAAAUGUGUCUUACAUCCAUGGGGCCUUGUGGACGUAACAAGAUCAUUGUGAACCAUUUGGGAAAAAUAAUCAUCACAAAUGAUGCAGCUACCAUGCUAAGAGAAUUGGACAUUGUGCAUCCCGCUGUCAAAGUACUUGUUAUGGCCACUGAGCAGCAAAAAAUUGAUAUGGGCGACGGUACUAAUUUGGUAUUAGUUUUGGCAGGUGAACUGCUGAACGUUAGCGAAAAAUUGAUUGGAUUGGGUCUCUCGCCUAUCGAAAUUAUUCAGGGCUACAACAUGGCCAAGAACUUCACAUUGAAAGAACUAGAUACGAUGUGUGUGCAACAGAUAACCGAUAAACACAGCAAGGACGAGUUGGUCAAGAUUAUGAAGCCCGUGAUUUCGUCUAAACAGUACGGCUCUGAAGACAUUCUAAGUGAAUUGGUCGCCGAGGCGGUUUCGCACGUACUUCCCGCUAAGUCGAAUAAUUUCAACGUCGACUCGGUAAGAGUGGUAAAAAUUAUGGGGGGCUCGCUCAUCAAUUCGGAAGUCGUAAAGGGUAUGGUUUUCAAUAGAGAACCUGAAGGGCAUGUCAAAUCGUUGUCUCCAGGCAAAAAACACAAGGUGGCCAUCUUUACGUGUCCAAUUGAUGUUUCCAACACAGAGACCAAAGGUACUGUGCUACUGCAUAACGCCCAAGAAAUGCUGGAUUUCACGAAAGGCGAGGAAAAACAGCUGAACGAAAUGAUUAAAGAAAUUGCAGACGCCGGCGUCACUUGCGUUGUUGCCGGAAAUGGUAUCAACGAGUUAGCGCUACAUUACUUGAACAGAUACAACAUCUUGGUACUAAAAGUCGCAAGCAAGUUUGAACUCAGAAGGAUUUGUCGUGUGUGUGGUGCCACACCCAUGGCCAGACUGGGAGCACCAACCCCAGAGGAGAUCGGUGUUGUAGAAACCGUAAAAACAGUAGAAAUUGGAGGUGACAGAGUCACUGUUUUUAGACAAGAGCAAGACGAAGUCACUAGAACUGCAACAAUAAUUCUAAGAGGCGCUACCCAAAACAAUCUCGAGGACAUCGAAAGAGCCAUCGAUGACGGUGUUGCCGCUGUCAAGGGUCUGAUGAAGCCAGAUGGUGGCAAACUAUUGCCCGGUGCAGGUGCCACGGAAAUUGAGUUGGUAUCAAGAAUCACACAAUUUGGUGAACGUACACCUGGUCUGUUACAGUUAGCUAUCAAACAAUUUGCCGUUGCUUUUGAGGUUGUGCCCAGAACGCUCGCUGAAACAGCCGGGCUAAAUGUUAACGAAGUGCUUCCAAAUCUGUACGCUGCUCACACUAGCGCCAAUUCUAAGGAGCAAACAAGUAGCGAUGAAGGUGCUUCUAGCAACGAUGGCGCUUACUUUGGUGUUGAUAUCGAGGGCGAGAAUUCAGAAGGUGUCAAGGACGUUAGAGAGGAAGGAACAUUUGACCUGCUGGCCGUCAAGAAGUUCGCUGUCAAUGUGGCUACCGAGGCCGCGACAACAAUUCUUUCGAUAGAUCAAAUCAUCAUGGCAAAGAGAGCAGGUGGGCCACAAGUGCCUAAGGGCCCCAAACCAGGUAACUGGGAUCAAGAUGAUUAG